Molecule: messenger RNA, 1380 nt
Organism: Mugil cephalus (flathead mullet)
Lineage: Eukaryota; Metazoa; Chordata; Actinopteri; Mugiliformes; Mugilidae
Gene: slc25a4
Product: solute carrier family 25 member 4
Exons: 4
Coding region: 89-988 (299 amino acids)
Biological process (GO): mitochondrial ATP transmembrane transport; mitochondrial ADP transmembrane transport
Cellular component (GO): mitochondrial inner membrane
Molecular function (GO): ATP:ADP antiporter activity
Source: RefSeq, a predicted model, not a curated record
CCCCGUCCACUUGGAGAGGCAUAGGGUUUCCUUGAGGACCUCGGAGGAACAUUCAAGGGGCUCGUAUCUGCACAAGACACAACCAACCAUGUCGGACGCGGUGGUUAGUUUCAUGAAGGACUUUUUGGCAGGUGGCAUUGCCGCUGCCAUCUCCAAAACAGCUGUCGCUCCCAUUGAGAGAGUCAAGCUGUUGCUGCAGGUCCAGCAUGCCAGCAAACAGAUCACCGUUGACAAACAGUACAAGGGCAUCAUGGACUGUGUGGUUAGAAUCCCAAAGGAACAAGGCUUCAUUUCCUUCUGGAGGGGCAACCUGGCCAACGUCAUCCGUUACUUCCCCACCCAAGCGCUCAACUUCGCCUUCAAAGACAAGUACAAGAAGAUCUUCCUCGGUGGCGUGGAUCAAAAAACACAGUUCUGGCGUUACUUCGCCGGCAACCUGGCAUCUGGCGGCGCCGCCGGCGCGACCUCACUCUGUUUCGUCUAUCCUCUCGACUUCGCCAGAACGAGAUUGGCCGCUGACAUCGGCAAGGGCUCCGCCGAGAGAGAGUUCACCGGUCUUGGAAACUGUAUCAGCAAGAUCUUCAAAACCGAUGGCCUCAAGGGUCUUUACCUCGGGUUCAACGUGUCAGUGCAGGGCAUUAUCAUCUACAGAGCAGCCUACUUCGGAUGCUUCGACACAGCCAAAGGUAUGCUGCCAGACCCCAAGAACACGCACAUCAUCGUCAGCUGGAUGAUCGCCCAGACUGUCACCGCCGCAGCUGGUCUUAUUUCAUACCCCUUCGACACCGUCAGACGUCGUAUGAUGAUGCAGUCUGGACGCAAAGGAGCUGACAUCAUGUACAAGGGCACAAUCGACUGCUGGAGGAAGAUCCUCAAGGACGAGGGAUCAAAGGCCUUCUUCAAGGGCGCCUGGUCCAACGUGAUCAGAGGCAUGGGUGGUGCCUUUGUGUUGGUGCUGUAUGAUGAGAUCAAGAAGUACACUGUAUAAUCUCCCAGUCCCCAAGGAAACCCCCUCGUUUUGCUUAAGUCUUAUUUCUUAUGAUAACAGCUUGGUGAAUUACAACAUGGGCUCGUUCCACUUUUUCUGAAACAGCCCCGGGAAGGUGGAUAGCUAUAGUUCACCUGGGUUAAUGUGACUCCUCAGAAAUAUGUACAUAUCCCACGCACGACGUGCCAAACAGCAGUCUUUCAGUAUGACAAAGUCAGGCUGGUGGAGAUGCAGUGAUGACCCAGAGGAUGGCAUCACUACUGGCCAUAGGCCCUCAUGUUAGUCCGUUUGUAAAGCAGUUACUGAGGGCCAUGUCUUAUUGUUGUGACCACAUUGACCCUUGUAUCCCAACUCAUACAUUAUUUUAUUAAGAAUAAAGAUUUACUAAUCUA